This is a messenger RNA of Cuscuta campestris, 432 nucleotides long. NCBI's taxonomy places the organism in Eukaryota, Viridiplantae, Streptophyta, Magnoliopsida, Solanales, Convolvulaceae. The record is from the annotation of a GenBank genome assembly.
CUGGUGCUCGCCUUGUUGAAAAGCUUCGAGGAAUUCAAAAUCGCCCAAAUCCCCCGGGCAGAAAAUGCAGAUGCAGACCUUCUCUCCAAACUAACGCAGUAUGCCCCCGAGCAUGUUUCAAAACUUGCCCGGGUGGAAAUCUUGGACCGUGCCAGCAUCGAGAAACUCGAAGUAGCUGUCAUAACAGGGGAAGCCCAAUCUGACCGGUCAAACUUGGUCGGGGCGGAUGAUCACUGGAUGUAUGAUCUGAUGGAGUAUCUGAUGAACGGGACCUUGCCGGAACAAGAUGACCGGGCAAGAAAAGUGAAGCUCAGGGCACCACGGUUCCAGGUCCUGGAUGGGAAGCUGUACAAAAGGGCAUUCGGAGGACCACUCCUGAGGUGCCUCACCAACCGGGAAGCUGAGCGAGUCAUAGUAGAAGUGCAUGAAGGG